AUGCAUCGACUUUUUGCUGAGCUGGAGCCAUCUGUAACUGUCACCGAGCAAAACCUGGCAGACCGAGUUCGGUAUAUCUUGCGCUCAAAUACAUUUGAUGUCACCGACCUCGAACGGCUACGACGUGAGGCUGUUCCUUCAUCGGGUGAAAAUGCUGCGGCUGAGGAUGCAGCGCCACAACUUGCUGAGCAAACGGCAAAUGUGGAUGCCACCGUGAAUACGCCAGUUGUGGUUGAUUCAAACGAUGACGGAACAGUCGCCAAGGAACUGGAACUAAAGCAAAUGAGGAGUACAUUGGAGGAGGCGAUUGUGGAAACGCGCAGUUCGCAUCUCGAAAAUCGACCGCGACUUCCCCGCAUAGUCCUAAGCAAGCGGAAUCGGGCUGUCGUGAGGGCUCUGAAGCCAAUGCUGGUGACCUAUUUGGAAGCCAGCCGGGACCUUUGCGAGACGGACUCAAUUCUCUUAGGCGCCGCACUAGCAGUCUGCCGUAUUAUAGGCGCCAAACUUUCCACGGCUGGACGCGCUACUGGACAAAGUAGUGCUAUCCCAGCCUGGAGAAUAAGAAUUGAAGAACUUAUCGCAAGGGCUAGGGCCCUCAUCGGCAGACUGAUAUGCUUCAGGUCAGACAAUACCAGGCCAAGGAUUGUGCGCACCGUCAGGAUGGCGUUUGCUGGGACAAAUAUUAGUUUGUCCCAGCCGGAUAUUACGCAAAAACUGACGGAGCGCAUAGACGACCUGAAGCAAAGAAUCGGUGCUUGGGGGAAAGCGGAUUCGGCGAUAUACCGAGAGGUCGACACGGUUCAACCAGAAUCGUCUCUUCCAGAGUGA
This is a messenger RNA of Parnassius apollo (apollo), 828 nucleotides long. The record is from the annotation of a GenBank genome assembly. NCBI's taxonomy places the organism in Eukaryota, Metazoa, Arthropoda, Insecta, Lepidoptera, Papilionidae.